GGCAAUCGAACAAUAACAAUUUAAAAUGAGUUCCGUAGACUGGGACGAAGUAAAAAGAUUAGCCGCUGAUUUUCAAAAGGCACAACUAAGUUCCACGCUACAAAAGUUAUCAGAACGUAAUUGUGUAGAAAUUAUAACAAAUCUGAUAGAGACAAAACUAUUAGAUGUAAUAUUUACCAAUGAUGGUAAAGAAUAUAUUACACCUCAACAUCUGGGCAAAGAAAUCAAAGAUGAAUUGUAUAUUCAUGGUGGUAGAAUCAAUUUAGUUGACUUGGCACAAAUUCUUAAUGUUAAUUUAUCUCAAGUAUCUAAGGUGGCAAAUGACAUAGAGAAACAUAGUAAAGGAUUAAAGAUAAUACUUGGACAGCUUAUUGAUAAAUCUUAUACGAAUAAAAUUGCUCAAGAAAUCAACGAUAAACUAAUACAACAUGGUUGUAUUAAUGUAGCAGAGUUGACAAUACAUUAUAACUUGCCAGCUGAAUUUUUACAAUCUUUAAUUGAAAAAGAAUUAGGAAAAACAAUAUAUGGCAAACAAGACACACAAGAUUUUAGAGUUUUUUACACAGAAAGUUUCAUAGCUAGAAAUAAAGCAAAAGUAAGAGGUGCCUUAUCUGCAGUCACAAAGCCUACACCAUUAUCAGCAAUUCUAGGACAAUGUUCAGUUUCAGAAAGAAUAUUUUUUUCAAUUCUGGAUAGCUUACAAGAAAUGAAGCAAAUUCCUGGUAUUGUGGCAGGAAAACAGGGAACAAAUAGUUUUUACAUACCAACAAUAUAUUCCAAAAGUCAAAAUGAAUGGGUGGAUAACUUUUAUAAACAAAAUGGUUAUUUAGAAUAUGAUGCACUCACUCGUCUUGGAAUAUCAGAUCCACCAAACUUUGUGAAGCGUCAUUUCCCAAAUGAAAAUGUAGUCUUAUUAGAUUCUGUUGCUGUGGGUACAAGUAUUAGGGAUCUAAUUGAUGCAAAUAUUGAAGAAGCUAUUUUAACUGGAUCUUUUGUUGAUAUAAGCCCUCUUCUACCAUCUAUAUUUUCUGAUAAAGAUAUGGAAAUGCUUCUUAAAAUUGCAAAGAAAAAGAUAAAUAAUAAUACAUAUGUAUUUGCAAAAACUGUAGUAAUGUCUAAUGCGUUUUUACAAUCUUUAAAUAAAUCACUUGAGUCAAUGGCAGAAACAAAAGCUAGAGAAACGGUAGCUAGUGGACAAUGGUUUCAAACAAUAGCCGAGAAUAGAAUUAAAUCUAAAUCGGCAGAUGUAAUAUUCGAAAGUAAAGGAAGUAAAGACGAGGAACGUCGUAAAAAAGCUAAAAGUGGCAAAUCAGGUGGUGGUUUUCAUGGAAGAGAAAUAAAAACAAAAUCUACUAAAAAAAAGCAUCUACAAGGAAAAUGUCGUGACAAUGAAUCUGAUGAUGAAGAUUUUAAAGUCACACCAACUAAAAUUAAACUUAAAUUAAUAUCUUUAGAAGAUAUAAAAGAUGAAAUUACAAAAGAUGAUAAUUUGGUAGUAAUUGAUGAUUUAGUAGAGGAAUUGGCAUCAUACUUAGAAGUAAAAAUAAAUGAUUAUGCCAUAACCUUUGCAGAUCAAUUAGCACAAAAUAAUAAACCCACUAAUUUAAGUGAAAUUGAAGAACGUUUGAAUGUUUUAAUAACAAACAUUAAGAUAUUUGACAAAGGCAUCAAGCAUAUGGAUAAAGCAGAUCAACCUGCUUUAACAAAGUAUUUACUAAAAUCUCUCGGUACUGAUUUUGUAAAUGAGUUAUUUAAAUUAGCCGCACAACAAAACAUGCUUCAAUUUCCUGAAAAUAUUACCACCGAAACGAGACAAAAAAUGUUACUAAUUCUGCCGGAAGAUGUUAAAGAGCCUUUAAAUAACAUACACAAAUGUAUUACUGGAAAUUCCAUAGAUGAUUUCUUGAAUUUUGUAGAUGCAGCAAUGGCAACUUGUUGUUUGAUAUUAAAAAAAUAUGAUAAAAAGAAAGAAAGACCGUUUAUUUUGGGUCAUAAAGAAGCCUUAUUAGAAGAGCUCAAUAGUACACAAGAUCCAGCAUUAGCACUACACUUAGUCACAAGUAUAUUAUACAUUGUUUCAACACAGAAUGUUCUACACAUGUCUGGCAGAUAUGUGUCUACAGUUCUUUCAUUUCUUCGAACAUACUUGCAAACUUCAACCAUGGAAGUGCUAUCUAAAUAUCAUGUCAAUAUUCAUUUAUAA
Habropoda laboriosa is the source of this 2203-nucleotide messenger RNA. RefSeq names its product E3 UFM1-protein ligase 1 homolog (gene Ufl1). Gene Ontology annotation, cellular component: endoplasmic reticulum membrane. The transcript is spliced from 5 exons. Gene Ontology annotation, biological process: regulation of proteasomal ubiquitin-dependent protein catabolic process; protein K69-linked ufmylation; response to endoplasmic reticulum stress. The coding region runs from base 26 to 2203 and encodes 725 amino acids. Gene Ontology annotation, molecular function: UFM1 ligase activity. The record is from RefSeq and is a predicted model, not a curated record. Lineage: Eukaryota; Metazoa; Arthropoda; Insecta; Hymenoptera; Apidae.